Oryzias latipes (Japanese medaka) is the source of this 594-nucleotide messenger RNA. Its product is annotated as B-cell receptor CD22-like. Lineage: Eukaryota; Metazoa; Chordata; Actinopteri; Beloniformes; Adrianichthyidae. The record is from RefSeq and is a predicted model, not a curated record.
UGUGAAACCACAGAUUCUGCUUGGAGUCCCACCGUUGAAAUUCCAGCUGAUCUGAAGGAGGAGGAGUCUGUCACUGUCACCUGCUCAGCUCUCACUCCCUGCCCUCAAUAUCCUCCUGAACUCACCUGGAAUCUUUCAAAAUACUCUCAAAGACAAAUUGAGGAAAACACAAAUGGAAGCUUUACAACUAAAAUCCAGAAGAACAUCACUUUGUCAGACUCUGACGAUGGAUUCACCAUCAACUGCUCUGUCAGAUAUCCUGUGAACAAAGGAGAAAAUGUGAAGACAGCAGAGACACAACAAACUCUCAGUGUUUCACAUUCUCCUAAGAACACCUCAGUGUCCAUCAGUCCGUCAGGUUUGGUGUCAGUAGGUAGCUGGGUGAACCUGACCUGCUCCAGCAGAGCCAAACCUCCUGUCAGCAGCUUCAGCUGGUUCAGGAUCAGCAAAGAUGGAGACAUCAAAGUAGCUGAUGGAGACUUUUACAGCUUUAAUGUGACAGAAAAUGCAGAGUAUCGCUGCACUGCAACAAACCGUAUGGGAAAUCAGACAUCAGAAGUUAUAGUUCUUCGUAUAAAAGGCUCAAACAAGUGA